CUUGCGUCAAACGAAUAGCCACGUCUCAACGGACCGCAACGUUGUUCGCCGUUCUUAUACGUCCCAAACCACGUGCCACCCGUUAGCCACUCGCUUCACAUCCGAGUGGUACUUCUCUCUCUUUCUCUCUUUCACUACGUACUUCUCUCACGGAGAAUAGACUCGUACGUACGGGUUCCCGACUCACCUGAUAUAGUCGCGUAGAGUACCCGGUGCUGCACGUUCCGGAACAACGAGGCAGCUCCAUUUUACUUUUUCUAUUUCUUCCUCCCUCGACACCUCGACGACUUAUUUCGUGUUUCCGGGUUUGUUAGGUGCUCUUUCGACACGACCGAAUAACCACUUGGAUUACCGAUCCUAUUCGAAUUUCGCGAAUCUCGUGAACCUCAAGAAACUUAAGAGAAACAAAAGUUUGACGAAGCUUCGAAUUCUCGUUGGGAAAUCAGUUUGAUCUUCGUUAAAUCCGAGGAACAUAUCAGUCAAUAGCAACCAUGAAAUUCAUCGCACUAGUCGCAGCCAUAGUGGCCAUUCUGGUGGGCGCAGUCAGCGGCCAAGACUAUAGCCAAUUGUUCGCUGGGUUUGGUCCUUACCUGCAGCAGAGCUCAGGACUUCGAGAUCCAAGAUCGAACACAGGUCCAGUUGUAUUCCCACCCGGACCAGCGCCGAACAACGCUGAGUCGAGUGGAGUUAUCGUAGGAGCCAGUGGCUUCGGCUUCGUGCCACCCAACGCAGGGUUCCUCGCGUAUUUCUACUGAAGCGAUAAAAGCGAUAGCGAAGGUGGGACCAAUGGGCACUGAUACGGAGGCAGGGAGUCGGGGGAAACCGGAAGUCGAAGAUUCAACGUGACUCAGAGGGUGGAAGUGGGAUCGAACGAGUGACCUUGAGAUGUUCAAGGGACCUCCAAUUUCAGAGGCCUUUCACCAAAAGAGUCUCGUACGAAAGGCGCUGUCACAACCGCAGCGGAGACUGGACCACCUUCGAGUCUCUUUGGCGAGAAAAGACCUCGAAUGCAUGGUGAAAACCCGCGCGACUUACGAGCGACACGAAUAUGGAAGUGGAUUGAGGAUCAUCGCGGCUGGAUAAAAUACCGAUCGCCCCUUAAGGCUCGCCGGAUCAUCGAACUCGAGUUCUCGGCGUUACGUUUCGGUGACACACUGCGUUCGCUACUGUCCGAAGGUAGAAAUAUGUAAAUAUAAUGAUGAAAAAUCGCUUCGUUACAUUGGAAUUUGAAGACAUGACGUAUCACGAAAAUAAGGAUAAUGAAUGAGGAUCAAUGAAAAAAUUUUAAAAAUAAUUAUUUGCUCGAACGAACGCAGCUUUUACGAAGCUUGCAACAUCUAAAUUUGGCUAAAUUCGACUAAGUUUGAAGUAUUUGUACGGCAGGUAGUACAGUUGCACUUGAAACAUCUGCCAUAAAAGCUGAGUUAACAACAAUACGAUAGCGACAGUUGUUUUGUGUUAAGCAAAUUAGUUUUUUUAUAUUGUAGACUAAUUAAAGGUAUGCGUGAGUGAGUGUAUUAUCUUUGGAAAAAAAAACGAUUUAUUUAUUCUUAAUUAUAACGCCGUUUAAGUACCUGGUAAGACAAAAAUAUGGGUUAAUAAUGAGUACGAAUAUGUCUGGACCUCGAGUCGUCCUCGUGUCUCUGUAACACCGGAUAUACAUCGUAAUGCGGUUAGUAACUGCGCUUAUAUGUUCAAUGUUCCCACUCCAACGUUCACACGAUACGAUAAGUGUACACAUUAGGGAAAAAAAUGAUAAUUAUUGACACACGCGAUAAGAGUAUAGUUACGAAUAAUAGAAAAACCGCUCCGUCUAUUGUAUAACGUGAACGAUCAGGUGAUUACUCCUUAAAUCUAUAUGAGUCACGGAAAAAAGUCUCCCACUAACAUGAACUUUGUUGUAUAAUAUUUCAUCGAUUCAAGAAUAUAUGACAUUAAAAUAUA
This is a messenger RNA of Venturia canescens, 1944 nucleotides long. RefSeq lists its product as uncharacterized. The transcript has 4 exons. Bases 492 to 755 code for a protein of 87 amino acids. NCBI's taxonomy places the organism in Eukaryota, Metazoa, Arthropoda, Insecta, Hymenoptera, Ichneumonidae. The record is from RefSeq and is a predicted model, not a curated record.